This is a messenger RNA of Coffea eugenioides, 731 nucleotides long. RefSeq names its product 4-coumarate--CoA ligase-like 6. The annotation marks the transcript as partial. Gene Ontology annotation, cellular component: peroxisome. The transcript has 4 exons. The record is from RefSeq and is a predicted model, not a curated record. Gene Ontology annotation, molecular function: CoA-ligase activity. Gene Ontology annotation, biological process: ubiquinone biosynthetic process. Lineage: Eukaryota; Viridiplantae; Streptophyta; Magnoliopsida; Gentianales; Rubiaceae.
GGUACUUGAACAAUGAUGAAGCGACUAAGUCUACAAUUGAGAAAGAUGGAUGGCUGCAUACAGGAGACAUUGUUUAUUUUGAUGAAGAUGGAUACUUGUAUGUUGUAGAUAGAUUGAAAGAAGUUAUCAAAUAUAAAGGCUUCCAGUUGCAAAAUUUGUACUUUUGCCUUUUCUUCAGUACUUGUGUGUACGGUUGUGUGGCUUCUCAUGUUUUGCAGAUUGCGCCAGCUGACCUUGAGUCUGUGUUGAUGUCUCAUCCAGAAAUUGUUGAUGCUGCUGUCACAGGGGCAAGGGAUGAAGAAGCUGGAGAGAUUCCAGUGGCAUUUGUAGUCAGGAAGGAAGGAAGUACACUUUCUGAAGCAGCUGUGAUAGAAUUCGUUGCAAAGCAGGUUACACCAUACAAGAAGAUCAGAAAGGUGAAUUUCAUAGCUUCAGUACCAAGAUCUGCAGCUGGAAAGAUUCUUAGGAGGACCUUAAGACCCUUGUUACUUUCCAGAGUUUAGUCCUUUUUCCAAAGUGUCAAUAGCUAGGCUGUAACCUUCAAGAAUGAAAUUUCAAUGGACUUUUCACAGGGACAUACUCCUUGGAAUGUCAUAAAAGUCAAUAGUUAGUUCAAGAAAUUUGUAGCUCCAUUCAUUGGAUUUUGGCGGUCAUUUCAUGUUAAUAGUUUUUCCCUCAUAGUGGAUCUUCUUAGAAGAUUACACUCUUCCCCCACUCCAUCUUAUAUGUGA